Molecule: messenger RNA, 1957 nt
Organism: Vigna umbellata (rice bean)
Lineage: Eukaryota; Viridiplantae; Streptophyta; Magnoliopsida; Fabales; Fabaceae
Gene: GDH1
Product: glutamate dehydrogenase 1
Biological process (GO): L-glutamate catabolic process
Cellular component (GO): mitochondrion
Molecular function (GO): L-glutamate dehydrogenase (NAD+) activity
Source: RefSeq, a predicted model, not a curated record
GAUUCCCGUGUGUGAUCAAACCAUGUAUAUUUAUAGUCACUGGGCAAUGACAGUACAACCCUGCUAUUAAUAUUAUGCUUAUGUUCCCUUCCUCCCAAGUGUGUUGUGUGUCAGUGAAGCGCAGUGUUGUGACUAAUGGUGGAGAGUGGUUGAGAUAUGCUAUAUAGUGCCAAGUGGGAUAUAGGAAAGGACAUCAAACACUUAUCUUUCGUUCACACUCGCAUCAUAUUCUGUCAGUGCAAAAUUGUAGUUCUCAGUUCUGAUCAAAAUCAAAGUACAUACAUAUGUUGAUUUGAGUGUUUCUGGCAUAUUUGGGGUGUCUGCAAACUACACAGGGAUUUUGCUUUUCAAUUGAAUUAGAUUCCUUUUGGAAUUCAAUUCUGAUUCUUUCUAGGGUUUAGGUUUUCUUUCUUUUCUUCCCCUCUAUUUAUAUCUGGGCUGGUAUUCUGCUAAUCAAACCUUGCCUUGCUUGCUGCAAUCCAUUCCUCCGAGUCUGAUUCUCCAAGUCUUGUCUUUUCUGUAGUAAAGGGGAGCCAUGAAUGCACUAGCAGCCACCAACAGGAACUUUAAGCUGGCCUCUAGGCUUCUGGGAUUGGAUUCAAAGCUUGAGAAAAGUUUACUGAUUCCAUUCAGGGAAAUCAAGGUUGAAUGUACCAUACCUAAAGAUGAUGGCACAUUGCAAUCUUAUGUCGGAUUCAGGGUUCAACAUGAUAAUGCCAGAGGCCCCAUGAAAGGAGGAAUCAGAUACCAUCCUGAGGUUGACCCUGAUGAAGUGAAUGCUUUAGCACAACUAAUGACAUGGAAAACAGCUGUGGCAAAUAUACCAUACGGUGGUGCCAAAGGAGGGAUAGGGUGUGAUCCAGCAGAAUUAAGUAUAUCUGAGUUAGAAAGACUAACCAGAGUUUUUACCCAGAAAAUUCACGAUCUGAUUGGGACUCACACAGAUGUGCCAGCACCUGACAUGGGAACAGGACCACAGACUAUGGCAUGGAUACUAGAUGAGUACUCCAAAUUUCAUGGUUAUUCUCCUGCAGUAGUGACUGGAAAACCUAUAGAUCUUGGUGGAUCUCUAGGUAGAGAAGCGGCUACAGGACGAGGUGUUCUCUUUGCAACAGAGGCUUUGCUUAAUGAGCAUGGAAAGAGUGUAUCAGGACAACGGUUUGUCAUACAGGGUUUUGGAAAUGUAGGGUCAUGGGCUGCACAAUUAAUCAGUGAGAAAGGUGGGAAAGUUGUUGCUGUGAGUGACAUAUCUGGAGCCAUAAAGAACAGCAAAGGUCUUGACAUCCCAAGCUUACUCGAGCAUUCCAAAAAACACAAGGGUGUAAAAGGAUUCCAUGGUGGUGAUCCAAUUUCCCCGGACUCAAUAUUGGUUGAAGAUUGUGAUGUUCUAGUUCCAGCAGCUCUUGGAGGUGUCAUCAAUAGGGAAAAUGCAAAUGAGAUCAAGGCCAAAUUCAUUGUGGAAGCAGCUAAUCACCCUACUGACCCAGAGGCUGAUGAGAUUCUUAAGAAAAAAGGUGUUGUCAUCCUCCCAGACAUAUAUGCAAAUUCAGGAGGUGUUACAGUUAGCUACUUUGAGUGGGUUCAGAACAUCCAAGGAUUCAUGUGGAAUGAGGAAAAAGUGAACAAUGAGCUAGGGAACUACAUGACCAAAGGUUUCAAAGACGUGAAGGAAAUGUGCAAAACCCAUGAUUGUGAUCUUCGUAUGGGAGCCUUCACCCUGGCAGUUAAUCGUGUGGCACGUGCCACUGUCCUUAGGGGUUGGGAAGCUUGACACCUAUUGCUGCUGCAUGCAUGCUUUCAAUAAAAGAGCUCCAUUCUCAGCAACACUUCACAAAGUUUUUAUUGCUUUCAUGUGUUGGGUGAAUUGUAUUUUCACCCCCAAUUCUUCUUUGAUCCGCAUUAUAUCUCAUUUAUCAAAAGGGGAGCACUCCGUGUUCUAUUCUUAUUAAUAUUCCAA